AUGUCCGUGGACCCACGUCCGCUGCUGGGGCAGAUCCCCGGCGAGGCGCCUCUGGACUGUUUGGUGGUGGGCGCCGGGCCCGUGGGGCUUCUUUUGGCCAGCGAGCUGGCCUACCGAGGAUGCAAGGUGGCCAUCAUCGAUGCGUUGCAGCAGCCGGUGAAGCAGACGAAGGCCAGUGGCGUGGUGCCCCGCAGCUUAGAGGUCUUGCCGGCCGAAGUGGAGCGGAAACUGCUGCAUAAUGGUACCAUGCUGAAGGCCAUGCAGAUCUUGGAGAAGAAGGAGGGAGAACCCAUGAAGACUGUUUUGGAUAUCAAGACCUCGAGUUUGGAGGUCUACGGAGGCAUCUUGGCCAUCCGUCAGAUGGACACCGAGAGCUACUUGACCGAGUAUCUGCGGGACUUGCCCGACUGGUUCCGCGCCGGAUCGAAGAACCUGGAGAUCCAAAGAGGGGUCUCCUUGGAAUCUUUCACGGAAGGCCCCACUGGUGUGCAAUGUGUCCUGAAGCUUCCUUCGGGUGGGAUUGAAACGGUCAACAGCAAGUUUCUGGUCGGUUGCGAUGGUGGCCAUUCCAAGAUCAGGAAGCAGUUGGGCUUUGCCUUCGAAGGCACCACCACAGCUGAGUACUUCUUCGGUUUAGAUGCAGCCUUCGAGAACUUUGAGCUCAACGCAGAGAACGUGGCGUCCGUGUGCUUGACACAAGACCAGGAUCCACUGGCGCCGGGCUUCGCCUUCAACAUCCCCUUCGGCGACGGAAACUGCCUGCUGCUGGUGGACAUCGACUUGGAGCAGCAGAAGGAAUGGAUCACAGGAGAGGUGGAUCGCAAUGGCUUCCCAGUUCUGAGGCAGCCAGAGGUGGAAGAUGUCCUGAAGGUGGCCAAGUCCCGUGGCCUUGGUGCCAACUUGUCUGUGAAGCCGGGAUCUGUUCGUUGGCUCACGCACUUCCGGAUCAACUCGCGUCAGGCGGAGUGCUAUGGCCGUGGCCGUGUCUUCUUGGCCGGAGACGCCUGUCACUGCCACUCACCGCUGGGCGGACAAGGUAUGAAUAUGGGCUUUCAGGAUGCCAAGAAUUUGGCUUGGAAGUUGGUCUUGGCCAUCAAAUGCGGAGGACCUACCACCAGCUUGCUGCAAUCUUACGAAAGUGAGCGGAAGACGAUGGAAAGCAAGCUGCUGUCGGGCAUCGAGCGUGCGCAGGAGGUCGUGAGCAGCCGGAACCCGGUAGUGUUCUUCUUGCGUGGCCGCGGACAGCGAUUGGUGAACAUCCUGACCUUUUUGCAGCCAUCGGCUUUGGCCUUGAUCGGUCAGCAGGCCUGGUCGUACAGGAAGUCCUCCAUCUCCAUGGAACACUGGGAACGGCCCAUCCCCACGUGCUUUCCGAUCACCAGCAUUUGCCCUGCGGGCGGCUACCGCCGGCGGCAGAACCUGCAUCGAUGGCUGGCCACCAGGAUCCAUGCUGGAGACCGAGUUCCUGAUGUGCUGCUGGUCGGAGGCCGUCACUUGCAUCAAGUCUUGAAGAAGUCGCGGGGCUUCACCUUACUCCUCUUCGAAGGCUCUGCUCCGGAGAACGAAGAUAUGGAGAAGCACUUGAAGAACAAAAUGUUGUCCUUCAAAGAGUUGCAGGCCUUGAGCGUCAGCAUGAAGUGCCAAGCGGACAAGACCAACUUUGUGGCUAUGAUCGAUGAGGUGGUGCUCUUUCCUCAGGGCGACGUGGAGGCGAGACGGGUUGAUGCGCGUGGCUGCCGCACGAGCCAUGCGGCGCCGCGGCGAGAGCGGCUAUACGACUUGCUGGUGCCCGACGUCGGCGCGAGCCUCUGUGCCAUGUGGUUGGUCCUGAAUUCGCGAUCGACUAGUUGGAAUCUGGUCGAGCGGGUCAUCUUCCCUGCGCCAAAGCCUUCCUACAGCCUCGACAGCUUUCCGCGUGAGUUGAUCCUGGUCCCACGCGAGGAUGGUCUGCAGGUGCCGUGCCUUUUCCUUCCCUUCAGACACGCACGGUUCCUCUUCAUCUACUUCCAUGCAAAUGCUGAAGAUCUGGGAUUGAGCUAUAGCUUCUGCAAAAUUCUGCGAGAUCUCUUUCAAGUGCACGUGAUGGCUGUGGAAUACCCCGGCUACGGAGUGUGUCCCGGCACCUGCGACGAGGAGGGUGUCAUGGCGAACGCCUCCGCAGCGAUGCGCUUCGUCUUGGAGACGCUUCGAUGGCCCAAAGAUGGCAUCAAGCUCUUCGGCCGCUCCUUGGGGACGGCUCCCACCAUCCAGUUGGCCACACGUGUGGAGGUUGGAGGAGUGAUUCUGGUGAGCCCUUUCACCAGCAUCAAGGAGCUUUUUCGCCACCAGCUGGGGCGCUUGGCCGAUUUGCUCUCCGAUCGCUUCAAGAACCUGGACUCGACGCCCAAGAUCACCAGUCCCACCUUGAUCAUCCAUGGCCAACAAGAUGCACUGGUGCCUCUGGAGCAUGGGAGGCUGAUCUAUGCCUCCAUCACCUGCAAGCGGAUGUUCGUGACGCCUCACAACAUGAGUCACAACACCUCGCUCCUGAAGGAUGCGGCAACCUUCAUCCUUCCAAUGACGCACUUCUUCUCCCUUCCAGACUAUACCUUCGAAGAUCUGGAGCUUCCAGAAUGGGUCUAUCCCUCACCUGGCACGUGCUUGGAAGCAGCCUCCAAAGAGAGCAGCUUCUUCUCGGCCGCGCGGCACUGCGCGCGGCCUUGCCGUCACGCGAAGACGUCCUGGGAGGACACCGUGGUGGAGCCCAUCAGCCACCUGAAGGCCAUGCCCAUGAGGCCCGAGGCUCGCAGUGCCUUUGGACAGAAGCUCCAAAGUGACCUGGAAGAUGAGCCUACCAUCACCCUGCCCUUGGGCACCGGAACAGUGCCCGCGGUCUCCUCGCUGGACAUCGACGCGGCGCCGGAGAUCCCCGAGGAGCUCAAGCCCGAAGUGCCCAAGCGCUCCAAAGGCAGCACAAAGACCCAACUCUGAGCGGUGAAAACCACCGCCCGGGGAGCUCGCGCGUGGGUGGAGUUGCCGUGGAGAGCAGGGGCGAGUUCAUGGCCUUGGCGUC
Molecule: messenger RNA, 3052 nt
Organism: Durusdinium trenchii
Lineage: Eukaryota; Dinophyceae; Suessiales; Symbiodiniaceae
Source: the annotation of a GenBank genome assembly